AUGUCUCUGUCAAAAAAGAGAAAAGUGGACACAGAGUGCAGAGUUUUCCAAGAAAAAUGGUCAUCAUCCUAUUUAUUCACAGAAGUGAAUGGGAAACCUGUGUGUUUGGUAUGUUCACAGCAGGUUUCAGUGCUGAAAGAAUAUAACCUACGAUGCCACUAUGAGACUCUUCAUGCCGAAAAAUACAAAAACUUGCAAGGACAGCAGAGACUAGAGAAGGUAAAUGAACUUUUGACGGCUCUGAAGAAGCAGCAGUCUGUGUUUUCUCGUAGCCGAGAAAUAAGUGAUGCUGCAGUGAAAGCCAGCUACCUUAUUGCUAAUGAAAUUGCACUGGCUUCAAAACCAUUUAGUGAGGGUGAAUUUGUGAGGACAUGCAUGCUGAAGGCUGCAGAGACUGUGUGCCCUGAAAAGCGUCAGGCUUUUGCAAAUAUCAGCCUGACAAGAAACACAGUUGCAGACAGGAUUUCUGAUCUUGCAGAGGAUUUGGACAGCCAAUUGAAGCACAAAGUAAAGUCAUUUAUUGCAUUUUCAGUUGCAAUCGAUGAAAGCACGGACAUUACAGAUGUUGCGCAACUGGCGAUAUUCAUCCGCGGAGUUGAUGACACUUUGACCGUUACCGAGGAGUUCGUGGAGUUGGUGCCAAUGACGGACACCACAACAGCAGCUAAUAUUUUCACCGCCCUCGUCGGAACGCUGGACAGGGUUGGAGUGGACUGGACUCGCACUGUCAGCCUGGCUACAGAUGGUGCACCUUCAAUGACCGGGAGAAAAGCAGGUGUUGGGACAAAAUUCAGAGAGAAGGUGCAGGCUGCAAAUGGAGGACGUGAUUUUUGGAGUUUUCAUUGUAUUUUGCAUCAGGAGGCAUUGUGUUGCAAGUCAUUGAAGAUGAAUAAUGUCAUGGAGGUGGUCGUCCGAACUGUAAAUUUCAUCCGAUCCAGAGGCCUGAAUCAUCGUCAGUUUGACAGCCUUCUCAGAGAGAAAGACCACAACUAUGGCCUGCCAUACCACACCGAGGUAAGAUGGUUAAAUCCAGGUGCUGUGCUGAGGCGCUUCUUUGAUUUAAGAGGGGAAAUCAAACAGUUCAUGGAAAAAAAGGGCAAACCAGUGUUAGAAUUUAAGUCAACAGAAUGGAUGCAGGACCUUGCAUUUAUGGUGGAUGUUACAGAACACCUGAAUAACUUGAACAAAAUGCUGCAAGGGCGCAGCAAAGUUGUCACGCAGUACUAUGACAGCAUAUGUGCGUUCAAAUUGAAGCUGUCAUUGUGGGAGACACAACUCGCAGGUGGUGAUGCUGCUCACUUUCCUUGUCUGAAAGAUGUGUGCGCGACCCAACAUGCAGCAGACAUGAGGCGGUUUAAAGAUAAAAUAACGGAACUAUUGCGGGAGUUUGAGCAACGCUUUCAGAUUUUUGGUGAACUGGAGAAAGACUUCAAAGUUUUUUGCUCGCCAUUCAGCGUGAAUACCUCUGAUCUGCCCGUCAACAUCCAACUAGAAAUAAUAGACUUGCAGUGUGACUCAGAUUUGAAGGGCAAGUUUGCGGCAGCUGGCUUGGACACGUUUUACCAGCAUCUCUUGCCAGGUUACCCCAACUUGACAGCCCUUGCUGCAAAAGUGUUGUGCAUGUUUGGAACCACAUAUCUUUCUGCGCUCAAGGUCACGGACAAGCACUUGAAUGACAUCCUGAAACUGGCUGCCACUCAGGAUGUGAUGCCUAAUAUUGAUGCACUUGUGAAAGAAUUUUCAGCUAAUUUGAAGUGUUUUGUAAAGAACAUUAUUUGUGAUGUGUUCAGAAUGUACCAAAGUAAAACAAAGGAAACACAUCUGAAGUUGUCCUUAUUCUUAAGUUAUACCAUGAUUUUACCAGUCCGGCCCACUUGGGAAUAG
Messenger RNA from Penaeus monodon (black tiger shrimp), 1884 nucleotides. RefSeq names its product general transcription factor II-I repeat domain-containing protein 2-like. The record is from RefSeq and is a predicted model, not a curated record. The transcript is spliced from 3 exons. The coding region runs from base 1 to 1884 and encodes 627 amino acids. Lineage: Eukaryota; Metazoa; Arthropoda; Malacostraca; Decapoda; Penaeidae.